This is a messenger RNA of Penicillium taxi, 1071 nucleotides long. Its product is annotated as Major intrinsic protein. Gene Ontology annotation, biological process: transmembrane transport. The coding region runs from base 1 to 1071 and encodes 356 amino acids. The record is from RefSeq and is a predicted model, not a curated record. Gene Ontology annotation, molecular function: water channel activity. Gene Ontology annotation, cellular component: plasma membrane. Lineage: Eukaryota; Fungi; Ascomycota; Eurotiomycetes; Eurotiales; Aspergillaceae. The transcript is spliced from 3 exons.
AUGGCCUUUGAAAAUAAGCACCAGGCCUCUCAGGAGCAUCUAAAUGCCUCUAACAUGGAAUCUGGAACACCCAAUGCUGGCCGGGCCCAGAUGCCUAUGAUAGGCUCCCCAAAAACGAUGCACAAUAAUGUUCUCUGCUUGAUUGGAGAGUUUGUUGGCACCUUUAUGUUCCUCUUUUUCUCUUUUGCCGGUGCUCAAGUUGCAAACACUCCUGUGCCGGCUGACGGUUCAAACCCGAACACAUCUAACCUGCUGUACUCAUCUCUGUGUUUCGGCUUCUCCCUCACAGUCAAUGGCUGGGCUUUCUUCCGUGUGACUGGUGGGCUCUUUAACCCAGUUGUAACCCUCGCUCUCUGCCUAACUGGUGGUAUGCCCGUUCUCCGAGGCCUGAUGGUCUUCCCUGCCCAAUUGAUAGCCGGUAUUGCUGCUGCUGGUAUGGUCAGCGUUUUAUUCCCAGGUCCGCCUAACUACACAAGUAGACUUGGCGGUGGUGCUUCUAUCGUCCAAGGUCUCUUCAUUGAGAUGUUUUUGACUGCACAGCUGGUAAUUGUUAUUAUCAUGCUAGCAGUCGUGAAGCACAAGUCCACCUACCUUGCACCCGUGGGUAUCGGUCUUGCUUUCUUCCUCUGCGAACUCGUUGUCAGACUUAAUAUGUUCCUGCUAGGCAAUUAUUAUACCGGAGGCUCCCUCAAUCCGGCCCGCUCCCUAGGACCCGAUGUUAUCAACCGCAGCUUCCCGGGAUAUCAUUGGAUCUACUGGGUCGGUCCUCUUCUCGGUUCGCUCCUCGCAUGUGGGUUCUAUCAUGCACUCCGUAUGGUCCGCUGGGAGAAGAUAAAUCCCGGCCAGGAUUACAAUGAGUGGGAGGCUCGUGAGGACUCCUUUGCCUCGAAUGAUACUGAUCCGUCCUAUCACUGCUCCCAAUACCAGAAUCGGAACAGGGUAAAAUCCCAGAAGAACGGAACACUGUACCAGCGUGACAAUCAGUAUACUACCGAGUUUCCGACGCAGUACCAGACUCCCACUCAGCCUCAGGACUUUCACUUCCCAGCUCAAACUCAUAUCGCGGCUUAG